AUGGCUAUUUUCAAUAAUUUGUAUCAUGAAUUUGGUUUGCAUACGGUAUUGAACGCAUCUCGAAAUGUUCAUCUAAUAAUACUACUAAAGUCCCUAAGACUUUUUUCAUUCAGUUCAGUGGCGUUAAUUAACGCCAUCUUUCUAAAAUCAAUAGGUUACGAUGAAUCAAUGAUCGGUUUAUUGUUUACUGUAACCCUAGUUGGUGAUUUGACCACUACAUUUAUAAUAUCCAUGUUUGCAGACAAAAUUCUAGGUCGAAGAUUGACAUUAUUUGUGUCUUCAAUAAUUAUGUCGUUUACCGGAUUGUAUUGGACGUUUUGUACUAAUAAAAAUAAUUAUAAAGCUUUAUUAAUAGUAAGUUUUUUAGGCACCAUCACUCCCACUGGGAAGGAAGUUGGGUGUUAUCUUUCUGUGGAAGCUAGUGGAAUUGCACAAUUAGUCACUUCUCAUAAUGAAAGAUCUGAUAUUUAUUCCUGGUACUCUGUUUUUUCCAGUCUAGCCUCUGCAUUAGGUUUUGUAACUACCGGUUAUUUAAUCAAAUUGCUAACAAAUGUUUAUGAUUAUGCUAAAAUUGAUGCAUAUAGAUUUAUUUAUUUAAUGUAUAGCGCGAUUGGUUGCUUAAUGGCAAUUUCAUGUUUGUUUCUAACUGAUGCAGUAGAAAUUGAACGUGUUGUCGUCGAAGAUAUCACCGACGCAGAAGCUAUGUUAUUGGACGAAAACACUCCUAUAUUACAUCCUGAAAAUGUACUUACUACUAAUAUUAACGGUGAGCAAAAUAAUAUCCUGCCGGAAAAUCAAUCAUUUUUACAAAAACUAUUACCGCAGUUACCCUUCCACGUUCUGAUGCUAGUGAUAAAUUUAUCAUUACUUUUUGGAUUGGACUCAUUAGCUAGUUCACUAGCAGGGAAAUCUUGGAUUUCAUUUUUUUUUAACAACAAAUUUGCUGUUCCAAGUCAAAAAUUAGGAAACAUUUUUUUUGGUGCUAAUUUAGCAAGCUCUGUAACCGGAUUAAUGACCACGUCACUAGUUAAAAGGAUAGGUCCAAUUAAAACGAUGGUUUUCACACAUUUGCCAAGUAGUAUCUUAUUGAUAUUAUUGCCACUACCUUCUUCAUGGACAUUAACGGUGAUUUUAUUCGUUGCUAGAGCGCUGACUCAAAACAUGGACAAUACACCUAAGAAAGUGUUUUUGGCUACUAUUAUUAAACCCAGUGAACGUACUUUAGUUUUAAGUUGGAUCCAGUUGGUUAAGACUAUAGCAGGCACCAUUGGUCCUUCCAUAACAGGUGUUUUGUCUUUACACAAAAGUCAAUGGAUUGCGUUUGUCAUUGCUGGUUCAUUGAAGGUCCUUUAUGAUAUAGCUAUAUUUGUGGUAUUUUUGAAACAUAAUGAAAAGAGAAUAUAUUAA
Saccharomycodes ludwigii is the source of this 1407-nucleotide messenger RNA. RefSeq lists its product as uncharacterized. Gene Ontology annotation, biological process: transmembrane transport. The record is from RefSeq and is a predicted model, not a curated record. The coding region runs from base 1 to 1407 and encodes 468 amino acids. Lineage: Eukaryota; Fungi; Ascomycota; Saccharomycetes; Saccharomycodales; Saccharomycodaceae. The transcript has a single exon. Gene Ontology annotation, cellular component: fungal-type vacuole membrane. Gene Ontology annotation, molecular function: transmembrane transporter activity.